Colletotrichum truncatum is the source of this 1197-nucleotide messenger RNA. The record is from RefSeq and is a predicted model, not a curated record. Lineage: Eukaryota; Fungi; Ascomycota; Sordariomycetes; Glomerellales; Glomerellaceae.
AUGAAGCUGUUUCCCACAGCAUUAGGAGGCCUGUUGAUUUUCCUGCAGUCCUCCGCAAUGGCGUACCCCCCAGAGAACCUGCGCUGUGUCAUGUACCUGACCGGUCAACAUCCCAAUGUGCCUUCCAAGGAGCUGGUGUCUCACAUCACCCACGUGGAGUUGGCCUUUAUGAAUUCUGACACCUUCAACAAAGACGUCGCAGAAUGGCCGCUUUUCACCACCGUAGAAAAGGUCCGUACCCAGUUCAGGCCUGGUACUAAGGUCAUGGUCGCCAUUGGCGGCUGGAGCGAUACCAAGGGUUUCGACACUGCUGCCCGUACUCCAGAGUCGCGGAAGAAAUGGGCCCAGAAUGUGGCCGACAUGGUCAAGGCCACAGGUGCUGACGGCAUCGACAUGGACUGGGAAUACCCGGGUGGAAACGGUGAGGACUACAAGAACAACACCAACGAGGAGAAAAAGUGGGAAAUCGACGCCUACCCGUUGCUCCUUGAAGAAGUCCGUAGACAGCUUCCCAAGGAUAAGCUUAUAUCAGCUGCGACUCCUGGUCUUGAGCGUGACAUGAUUGCCUUCACAAAGGAAACUGUCCCGCGCAUCGAGCGCGCUCUCGAUUUCGUUAACGUCAUGACUUACGACAUGAUGAACCGCCGAGACAACGUUACGAAGCACCACACCGGCUUGGAACUGUCCCGAAUCGCCGUCGAAAACUACAUGGCUCGGGGAGUUCCUGCCCAUAAGAUCAAUCUCGGCUUUGCCUUCUACACCAAAUGGUUCAAAACAACCGACUGCCCUGAAGGCCAGGAGGUCGGUUGUCCAACACCGUUGAUGGAGGACCCCGUUACCGGCGGUGACCUAGGCCAGACCGGAGGCUUCAGUUGGAAUGACGGAGUCCCAGAGGAGGUCAAGGGGUCGUUUGAGCGGGCCCAAAAAGAUGGCAAGUAUGACGAGAAGGGUGGUGGAUACUACUACUUGGACAGGGCCGAAAAGCGAUGGUGGACGUACGAUAACCGCGAUGCUAUCCUCCGCAAGUUCCCCGCUCUCGUCGAUCGCAUGCGGCUCGGCGGUGUCUUUGCCUGGGGUUUGGGAGAAGACGGUCCCAAUUAUGAGAGCCUCAAGGCCGUCAACGAAGGGCUGGCGCAGCGAAGUGGCAGAGGAGGGGUAUGGUGGCCUGGUCCGCCACGUGAGGCUGAUGAGCUGUAG